Bactrocera oleae (olive fruit fly) is the source of this 522-nucleotide messenger RNA. The record is from RefSeq and is a predicted model, not a curated record. NCBI's taxonomy places the organism in Eukaryota, Metazoa, Arthropoda, Insecta, Diptera, Tephritidae.
AUGUCACUCAAAGAUGAAGUGGAAAAACAAAUAGCCAAAUUACUCGAUGACGGCGGAGACUUUGCGGAAAUAUUUAGCAAUAGAAAAAGUAUAUUUUCUUUCAAUGUUCGAACAAUUUGCGAUGCACGUUUGAAGUUUUUGGGUAUAAAUUUGGGUACAGUAGAAAGAUGGCCAGGGUCUACACAUGAAGCUACCAUAAUGCGGAACUUUAAUAUUAUUUCUCGUCUUGAAUCUGUAGAAUUUGGAGAUACACUAGUGCUUGCUGAUAAAGGAUACGUAAACAAUCAGCGGAUUUUAACUCUCCUUCAUUCCGUCAACAGCCCAGCUGAAAGAUUAUAUAACGAAUCGCAUAUUCGAUCUAGAAAUCCAAUUGAACGCUCUUACGAUGUCUGGAAACGUAGAUUUCCUAUACUGUCUUUAGGUAUACGAACGAAUUGCACAAAAGUGCAAUCAAUAAUUGUCGUCACAGCAGUCUUGCAUAAUUUAUGCUGUUUGCAUCACCACACUGAAGCACCUUCUUAA